Messenger RNA from Podarcis muralis (Common wall lizard), 6335 nucleotides. It is a transcript of the gene SLC33A1, whose product is annotated as solute carrier family 33 member 1. Gene Ontology annotation, biological process: acetyl-CoA transmembrane transport. Gene Ontology annotation, cellular component: membrane. Gene Ontology annotation, molecular function: acetyl-CoA transmembrane transporter activity. Lineage: Eukaryota; Metazoa; Chordata; Lepidosauria; Squamata; Lacertidae. The record is from RefSeq and is a predicted model, not a curated record.
UGACGUAGCUCGCCUGCUCCUCCAGUCAGAUAGGACCACGGCUGCUCAGAGCUCUUCGGCUGCCUUGGCGGUACCUUUGCGAGCCGGGUUGUGUUUCCAGCCGGGGAAGUUCGACGCGUCGGACCGUGCCGGGUAGAAAGUGGGGUUGGGGUGGGCCUGGGGGGUGGGCAGGAAUUUAUUUCCCUUCAUUGUUUCCUAACGGACUUUUGGGGGCCGGGAGAAGGGAAAUUGGUGUUUUGUCGACGAGGAAGAAGCCACUGCUUUGUUUUGGUGGGGAAGCUCCGCGAGGAGGCCCGUGACUUCCAGCUGACGAGCCUGAAGGCGUCCUCGACUUCUCCGUCCUUCCAGCGGGUGCGAGGGGACCCCUCUGACCUGGAGCGGGUUUGGCCCAGGUGGGAGGCGGAAGAGGGAAGGCCGGGCUCCUGUUCCAGGCGGGGCGGAGCUGGAAGCCUCCCUUGAGCUGCCCUGCUGCUGCCGCCGCGGCGGGGGAAAGGCUCCCCGGUCCCGAGGACGACGGCGCUGGACUACGUGUGCGACAUGUCCCCCACCAUCUCCUACAAAGACAGCAGCCGGCAGCGCCGGCCGGGCUCCUACCAGAACUCAGUGGAUAUGCUGAAGAGGGAGCUCCCGCCCGGACUUCUGCGGGGAUGGCCGCGCCGAAGUGGGGAUGACCGAGAGGCGCUUCUCCAAGAGCCGAGCGUCACGCCGUUGGGGACACCCCGGGGCUACCGAGCGGAGCUGGGCAGCAUCUUGCUGCUGCUCUUCCUCUACGUGCUGCAGGGCAUCCCGCUGGGGCUCGCCGGCAGCAUCCCGCUCAUCUUGCAAAGCAAGAACGUGAGCUACACGGACCAGGCUUUCUUCAGCUUCGUCUUCUGGCCUUUCAGCUUGAAGCUGCUGUGGGCCCCCCUGGUGGAUGCCGUGUACUUCAAGAACUUUGGCCGGCGCAAGUCGUGGCUUGUGCCCACUCAGUACACCUUGGGGCUUUUUAUGAUGUACCUUUCCAGGCAGGUGGACUCUUUGCUUGGGGAGGAGGAUGGCAAAAGCCCAGAUGUGGUGGCUCUUACAGUGACCUUCUUCUUGUUUGAGUUUCUGGCAGCCACUCAGGACAUAGCUGUAGAUGGCUGGGCAUUGACUAUGUUGUCUCGGGAGAAUGUGGGCUAUGCUUCCACUUGCAACUCUGUGGGACAGACAGCUGGCUACUUCUUGGGAAAUGUCUUGUUCUUGGCUCUGGAAUCAGCCUCCUUCUGCAACAAGUAUUUGCGGUUUCAGCCUCAACCCAGAGGAAUUGUAACGCUUUCAGAUUUCCUAUUUUACUGGGGUGCUGUUUUCUUAAUCACUACCACCUUGGUUGCACUCUUGAAAAAAGAAGAUAGGGAAAGACACCCAUCAAAAGAAGAAACAAAAGGCAUCAUGGAUACGUACAAGCUGCUCUUCUCAAUAGUAAAAAUGCCAGCAGUCCUUACAUUUUGUGCCCUGAUUUUAACAGCAAAAAUCGGAUUCUCGGCAGCGGAUGCAGUCACAGGCCUCAAACUGGUAGAAGAAGGAGUACCUAAAGAACACUUGGCUCUUCUUGCUGUUCCAAUGGUUCCACUGCAGAUCAUAUUGCCUCUGAUUAUCAGCAAAUACACAGCAGGUCCACAGCCCCUGAACACAUUUUACAAAGCUAUGCCUUUUAGGUUACUCUUUGGGUUGGAAUUUGCUUUCUUGGUUUGGUGGACUCCCAAAGUAAAAUACGAAGGAGGAUUUCCCAUCUAUUACUAUAUUAUAUUGCUUCUGAGUUAUGCUUUGCAUCAGGUUACGCUGUACAGCAUGUAUGUUGCUAUAAUGGCUUUCAAUGCCAAAGUUAGUGACCCACUCAUAGGCGGAACAUACAUGACACUACUUAACACAGUGUCGAAUUUGGGUGGAAACUGGCCGGCAACAGUAGCUCUUUGGCUUGUGGAUCCACUUACAGUGAAGGAGUGUGUCGGAGCUCCAGGACAUAACUGCGGGACUGCAGCUGCUGCAGAACUUUGUACAAAAGAAGGUGGAUCAUGUAUUAUUACCUUGGAUGGUUAUUACGUGGAAUCCCUAAUAUGCGUGGCUUUGGGAUUUGUUUGGUGGUUGUUCCUCGGUCCCAAAUUCAAAAAGCUGCAGAACGAGAGGGCAUCUUCAUGGAAAUGCAGGAGAACCAGUUCAUAGGAAAACACUGACAAAAGUUGUUAUUGUUUUAUCCCAUAAUGAGUACACACAAAAAUAAAUACAUCUAUGUAGGGGGGAAAUGGCCAUUUUAUGCCAAAUGACUUUCCAAAAAACCAAGCCAGGAAAGUAGUAUAUGGAUCAGUUAAAAAAGCACACACACCAACAAUAUUUCCUUAAGUUAAAAAUGAAUAAAUAAUCAUACCGGAAACAGCACUUUAAAACUACAGAGCUGUUGUGCUAAGUUGCAGCGUCUGCCUUUUGUCUUCUGAUUGAUUUCUUUAACAUUAUCUCUAAACAAAACUUUUAUGAAACCAUAACAUUUUGAUUUAAAUGUAAACGUUGAAUGUAUAUGGUAAAAUAAGCUGUAGAGAGAACAAUCAAUCUGAUACAUUUUCCACAACCCCUUUUAAUUGCUGACCAUAACUACGCUUUAUGGGAGAAAACAAUGAGUAUCAAAAGAUUCUCUCAAAUGUAUUUUCCUGGCUUCUACAAGCUUUAAAGAUUUAUAAGAGGAAUAUUUUUAUAAUGGUGAAAAUUUAGCUUUUUUCUUUUCUUUUAAUGUGCACACUUGACUUCAAGGCACUUGAUUUGCAUAUAGAAGUGGUUUCUUCAGGACAGCAUUUGUAUGAGAGAAGCAGCUUACGUUGAUCACACCUGGUAGAACGGGCUUCCAAAAGAUUAGGGGCACAUAUAAGGCCAGUGAAUUCAGCUUGCUUGAAAAAGCAAAUAUGCUGUUUCUCAAGAAUUGCUGUUUUUUCUUUUAUGAGGCCCAAAGAGGACUACGCAAAAGAUGUGGUGCCUUUUGAAAAGAAAUGGUGAUGGAUUGUCUGUACUUUCAUUGUUUUAGGACAUUCAUAUCGUUCUAAUGUAAGUCAUUCAAUCAUUCCUGGCUGCUGCCUGGAAUCUCCUACAACUGGUAACGCGAUUUUUGCAAUUCUCAUUAUUAAGAGGGAAUCUUCUCUUUGGUGCCUUAAGGAUGUACAAUACAAUGUAUAUCACAUAAGAAAGGGGCACUGUUAUAGUAUGUUGUUGGAUGUAUUUUGUACAUCUCAUGAUAUUAAAAUACCUUCAAAAGGUGUGGCAGGCUAGUGUCAUACUCUUGAUGCUGUCUCAGUUUUACUGGUUAUUUCAAGAGGUCAAUUCUUUCUGAAAUGGAUAUUAAUUCUUGAUUCCAAGUGAAUCUGUGAUUUACGGUGUACUGUUUUUCUUUUAAAGCUCUUUUCUGAGUGUAAAUAAAUGUUAAGCCUGUUUGAGAAGGAAGUUUACACAGCUCUUAAGCACACUUACUUGGGAGUAAAUGCCACUGAAAUUAGUGGGACCUACUUCCAGGGAAACAGAGUUAGGAUCAUAGGGUUGGGAGAGAUUUUAAAAUCAACAGAGAGAAAAACAUUCUUAGUCUGCCCUUGAUCUAUAUUCCUCUCCUUCUGAAGAGCAAUGUAUAACCGAAAUUGCCAACACCUUAAGAUCCCAGUACUCAGAUUUAUAGCUGUUUAAAUGGUUUGUGGAUUUCAGGGAUCCUUCUGCAACCUUAAAACUAUAUUUAUAGCCAGCUGUUUGUUUGUACAAUAAUAGGGAGAACUCCUGGACUGCUCCCAAUCAGAUUUUAAGAUUGCAGCCUAUCAAUGAUAUUCAUAAACUAGUUAAAUCAGCAAUACUCUGAUUGAAUUCAUGGACCUAAACUAGAUAACAUACAGUUUAAACAUAUUUAACUAGUGACUUUGGCAGGAAAUUGGGUUACACAUUGCUUCCCUGUGGCCACUUGUUUAAUAUGUUCUGCAGGUAGGCAGUAUGUGCUGAGAUUGCAGGUUGUUUGUGUGUUCUGUUGGUUGAGCUCCAAUAACUCCAUUUAGAUUUGGCUGGUAGAAUAUAGGGAUGACAUUUUUAUUGGUCCCUCCUGCGCCUUUAAAAGCAGCUUGAUUUGCUGGCAUUUGUUAGGUGAUAAUGCUGAUCUCUAACAGCAAAGAGUUGUACCUGUUGAUUUCUGUAGAUCAAGCUGAUGUUGAAGGCAUGGUGUUGGCUGGGUUUUGGGUCUGUUAGUAAAUCUCAUAGGGUUUGAGACACUCUAGUCCCCACCUCCCGCUCUGGGCAUAUUCUAACAUGGUGAUAUUGUUGUAUUAAUAUCUUGUAGUUCAGUUCAUGUGAAUAAUCAGACCUGUUUACUUGAAUGAAAAAUCCUUGGCGCUCUCACUAAGUACUUUUAGUUUUCAUUCAUUGUUUACAAUAAACUGAUUUUGUUUGCCUUAAUUUUGAUCCAUCCCUAUUGGCUAGGUGGGACGAAUAAAAUGAUGCUACUUUAAUACUAUAUGUGUAUGAUAGUUAAUGAGAGGAUAUUUAAAAAACUUGUGUUUAUCAUUUCCAUUUAUUUUUGGUUUGCCGCAGCAUAAAUGAAAAGCCUGUUAACAGAGAACGUUUAUUAACUGUCUCUAGACAAUGUUAGGGAGGGGAUGCUUCUAGAAAAAAGGUGUCUGGCUUGCAGAACAUGCACAGGAAAUUAGCCAGUGAGGCUUUUUAUGUUUUCCAGUUCUGUAUUACGGUUUAUACAGGGUGCCAAGAAAAAUAAAGGCUAUGCAUUUAAACAAAUGUCUGAUGCUGUAGAGUAAAUGUUGUGAAUGGCUAAUUAAACUAAAACCCAGAAUCAAUAGCAAAGCUUGAAAUAAGUUUCCUAAAAAAUGAGAGACAUUAAAAGAAAUUUCAGCAUACUCCGAGAAUGAAAGAAGUGCUCAGCAUUACUUUUUUUGCACUUAAACACAUUUGUAUUAAACUUGUUGUGUUGAAUUCUUGGACACUCAUCACCGAUGUGAUUUUGCAGAGGAAUUCCUAUAGAUUUGGAAGCAUAUCCUGAGUUGUGCCUGCACCCGAGAUAGCAGAGUCUGUGGAGUUGCUAUAGGUUAAGCAUCCACCUUUCACUUAUCUGAAUUGUACUAAAUGAGAACAAAAUGAGACCUGUAGUUAUUGAAGGCUAUCUGCAUUAUUUGAGAGGUAAAUUAUGCUGCUUGAUAUAAUUUCAGGUGCAGGCUACAAAUGAUGUAAAUUGGGGAAAAGGUCUAAUUAAAGUUCUAUAUGGUGUUCCUUUAAUUGGAGUAAAUAAUAACGUGAUACUCUUGGCAUAAAAUUGCUCCCCAUUUUCAAGAUAUUGAGUGAUUCCUUGACAGCAGUUUUGAUCAUUCAUGGCAAUCAAGUACAAUUACCUCACAAAAAGUGGAACACAUCUUCUCACUUGUAUAUAAGGUUCACAAGAAAAUGUUUUCUAUAGCAAUAAUCACGUCAUGUGAAAGGAGAAAUUGUCAAGGGGGGAGAUGUGCUGAGUUGUGAUAAAAGUAUUAUUUGAUAACUACCACUUGAGCUCUCAUCUGCACUCUGUGAUGCUGUCUUCAGUUCUGAUUAGAUUUACAAAGCUUAAGCUGUUUUUUUCUGGGUUUUCUAUUGGCUAUAAAGUUCAUAGUUUGAAGAAUAUUCUUUUUAUAUCUUCAAAGGUUCAUCAGAGAUGCCUGUAGAAGUAUUGAAUAAUAAAAUAUUGCCUUUUUUAAAAAAAAGGCUAAAACUAUUUGCUCGAUACAAACUAUAUAUAAAGCAAGUUAAUCUACAAAGGAUUUGUAGAUGUACAUACUUGUUGAAGGUGUACAUAUUUGUUGAUGAAAAAAACUAAAAUAUUGCUCAAAUGGAUGACAAAUUGAUUUAAGUGUGAAUCAUAUAAGUAAUGGCCAGGAACUCUGUGAAACCAAUUCCUUUGACUGUAAUAGAGAGUGGAAACAGAAGUAUAAUGUAUAUGUUAGAAUAUUUCUUGACUGUUCAUUUGUUUCCUUUAUAAUGUGCUGUAAAUUGAGGCACUGGUACACACAAAAUAGGUUUGCUUUUGAAACAGCUGUUAGUCAUAAUGAAGAACAGAACAAAACGGCUGCACCAUUUCAUGAUUAAAAAUAGCUGACUUGUAAAAUGGAACAAACGUGUUUAAUUUUUCUAUUUUACCCAAAGCGUUUCCUGGGUUUUCUCUUCAUGUUUAAGCUUUAAAAUAAAUAAAUAAAUAAGUUCUGUCAAUUGAUAAAUAUGAGACGACACAAUUACCUUGCUGAAAGUGCUAAAUUUACAGAACCAUAUCCCUUAGGAAGUCUCAGAAGCUCUAUCUAUUGUUUCAAUAAAGCAACAUUGCAAUUUUA